Molecule: messenger RNA, 1101 nt
Organism: Quercus robur (English oak)
Lineage: Eukaryota; Viridiplantae; Streptophyta; Magnoliopsida; Fagales; Fagaceae
Exons: 2
Coding region: 229-1101 (290 amino acids)
Source: RefSeq, a predicted model, not a curated record
UUUUUGUAAAGACAAUGUAUGUAAUAUAGACUUUUGGUGAUGUAAUGAAAAAGUAUUUUUAGCAUUACAUUGUUAUUUGAUGGUAUUACAUUGUCAUUUCCAUAGUUAGCAUGUUCCAUUCUGUUGUGCACAUUCAUAAGCGUGGUUGUAUGUGUGUUUGAUUUGUUAUUCAUGUUCCGAGCGUAAUUACUAAAUGCUACUCUCACUAUACUAUUUUCAUAUGUAGUAAUGUCAAAGGGUAAAGAAAAAGUUAGCGGCAGCAAGCAAUUUAGGUGGCUGCCACCUAUGCAUGAGAUGAUGCUAAAGAUACUUACAGAGGAGGCUGGAAAGGGCAAUAAGCCCUCUAAUACUUUUAGGGCCGGCUCCUUUGCUCUUGUAGCGAAGGAGAUAACGGCCCAUUUCGGGGUUGAGUGCCACCCUGUAUUUGUGGAGAACCAGAUGCGGACUCUAAGGUCCAUGUGGGCAACUAUUCAAGAGCUUAGAAAGAAGAGUGGAUUCGGUUGGGACGAAAAUCUGAAAAUGAUAACUUGUGACGCUAAAACAUACCAAGAAGAAGUUAUGGCACAUCGGAAGCAUGCCGAGUAUCUGAACAAAAAAAUUGAGUUUUACGAUGAAUUAGCGAUUGUGGUGGGGAAGGACACAGCCACAGGUGGCUUUGCUAAGUCCGGAGUGGAUAUUGAAAAUGAGCCAGAUAAUGGGGAUAAUGGGGAUAGUGCAGAGUUUGUUGCAGAUAAUGUGGAGGAAUGUGUGGUUGAAAAGGGGAAGAACGCAAAUGAAUCAUCCACCACUGGGUCGGGAAUUUCCAAGUCCCGCAAAAGAGGGCGUGCAGCUUCUAAUGCUGAUGAUAGUGUGCUGACUGAUCUAUCUGAUCAGCUGAAGGAAAUAGCUGUCGCUCUGAAAGAAAUUAAUCGGGGCCCGGUAGAUUACACAACUUUGUAUAAUGAGGUAAUGGCUAUGAUGGUGGAUGGAUAUAGCGAAGAUAUGCUCGCUACUGCCUUCGACCAUCUUUGUGAGAAUGAAAAGACGGCACGUGGAUUUUUAGCCAAGAAUGCUAGGUUGAGGAAGCUGUGGUUAGAUGGUUAUUUUUUCUCACAAAUUUGA